AGUGCUUGGGGUUGGGAGGGUGAGUGAGUGAGUGAGUGAGUGGUGCACAUAUUCAAGAUGCGCCUGUUGACAUUGUGCUGCGCUUGCGAAAAGUCUCCGCUCCUAUCACUCCACACACUAUCAGCGGUUUGGUGCAUCACACUCAUGGCACACAGUGCGCGGAAGGUGCAGCAGCAGCAGCAGUGCACGCGCCAAUCUGCUUUGACUGGACUCCAUUGUGAUUGGAUCGUUUGUUUACCCUGGCGAGAGACAAAGACAAAGGGGAUGGGUGGGUGAGCGUGAAAAGUGAAACCACCAACUAGCACCGUAAAUUUCCGUGCCACUCAAGAGGAUCGUGCAAGCCACUCACUUGACUCUGGUUUAGGAAAGCACUCUUCCCGGAGGAAACAAUUCUUUCUAGCAAAAACACAGGAACUAUGAUGUAAGGGAAUGCGGGUAACAGUAGAUGGGAAUGCGAGUGAGUGCUAGAAUUGAGCAGCUCACGGGACACUCACCGGCACUCAAACCGAUCCAGGACGGUUUAUUUUGCUGUGCGCACGAAGAUGAUCAGUUGCGUUACGGUGUGCAAGAUCGCUAGAUGGAAUUAUCAAACGGUGUCUUUGUUGUCGCUACCGAAUCCCCUGCAAGUUCCUCAAAGAGACAGCAAAUCCAUAUUUUAAAUGUUGUUUUGCGUACAAAACUGAAGACACAGACAUGAGUGACCGUCCUGUUGGUGGGUGCUAUUUUUAGUGUUUCCAUUUUGCGUGCAGUGCUGACAGUGCAUGACACUCACACUCACAAGCGUCGUGAAGGGUUGUGCAUUGAAAAGAAAAGUUAAAUCACCGCGCUAGUGGUUCAAGCUUCGGCUAUUACAAAAUACGUCCGGGCGCCAUCGUUCUGUCGACAGUGAAAGUAAAUUCCCUCAGCGCAGCCCUCAACCUCAACAAACCUCUUCAAGCAAUCUUACGGCUUUGGGGCCACUUUGUUGCAACUACAAGUGGCUUUUAGCGACACACAACGUCGGCUAAUCUCGAUCAAACCUAUCCCGGAAAAUAAAACGUAGAGGAAAGCUACGCAGCUAAAUCAAUGGUUCGGUUUCGACGCGAAACGAUUCUCAAGCAGCUAAUCAAAAUGUCUGGAGCGAAUCCCCCUCGAAGCGUUACGCCAAACGCGCAGCAGGACUACGAUGUUACGCGUAUGCGCGAGGAAGACUUCGAGCGGCUGGCGGUGUACAUCGUGCCGGACAUGCCCUGCGAGAAGGGUGUGCCCGGCCGGGCGGAGAAAACGCUCCCCCGCAGCCUGACGCUCAAGCCCUCCCUCGUCCUGUCGACGCCCACCUCCACGACUGAGGGCGUAUGGAGUACGGGUGUCAUCCCGCGCGGCACCCGGUUCGGCCCGUUCGAGGGCGUCCGCACACCGAGCCACCCGAGCGAUAAGCAGCUGUGGCGGUACUUCUGGAGGGUGCAGGAACUGCGACACGUUUCCUAUGGGAAUAUCAAGAUAUUCAAAGACAGUGAUUUCUACUAUCUCGACGGGUCGGAUACGGCCCAAUCGAACUGGAUGCGGUACGUCGCGUCCGCGUACAGCUUCUCCGUGAUGAAUCUGGUCGCCUGCCAGCACCAGGAGCACAUCUACUUCUACACGAUACGCGACAUCAUGCCGAACGAGGAGCUGAUGGUGUGGUACUGUCGCGACUUUGCCAAGCGGCUCGGCUACGACAUCGAUCCCGAGCGGGCGACCUACUCGAUCUGCCGCGAGGAGGUGGUGAAGAAGACGUACAAGCAGCCCGUCCCGCCGGAGAUCGCCUACAACCACGUGAAGCACGUGAUGGGCCUCUACCUGCCGGCGAUGGUGCGCAGUACGCCAACGCCCAGUCCCUCACCACCGGCGCCCGCAACCGUCGGUGGUCAUGUUCCUUCCGCGAAGCAUCACGCCCUGCACCAGACGGUACUGCGCGAGCCUCGCAAUAGCAGCUCGGCGGCGGCCGUCACCGGCGAUGAGUCCCUGCGGGACCGAUCGCCCAUCAGGAUAGUGAUCCGCGAGCAGAGCCCACUGUUGCGCGAAAGCGUCAAGGAGGUCGAUGCCGACUCUCCGAUCUCACAGACGAAAGAGACGGCGUACGAGCAUCAGCUGACGCCGAACGAUGGGUCGGUACGGUCGGACGAGGGCUACCACAGCCACGGGUACCACGAGGAUGGCUUCACGCCCCCGGAGGACUCGAGCGACAGCGAGAGCGAGCACAACUACGUGCUCGAUUGCUCGAAGAAAGCGAUCGAGCCGAAGGAGACGAGCGUCGGCCAGCACAAGGUGAGCACGAGCGAGCCGUGCGACAAGAACGAGUACCGCAAGGUGAAGAUGAAGAUGCCGCUCAAGUACGAGUUUAAGAACAACAGCAAAAACUUCAAGGUAGAGCCGGAGCUGGAGCCAACCGAGCGCGAGGUGGAGCCGGCGGUGCCCGCGAGCAGCGAACCGGUGGUGGUGGGGGCGAGCAUGCGGGAAGUAACGCCCGCCACCAGCACCGUGAUCGUGCUCGACACGACACCGGAGUCGUCGGUGGUAGUGCCGCUCACCAAGAGCUACUACGAAGCCGAACCGACCUCGACCUCGCCCGCGACCUUCAUCCGCUACACGCCGCCCAGCUCGAGCUCGAUCCUGGAAACCAUCCUGACCGGCAGCCAGCGCGCGUCCCCGUCGGCGGACGAUCCGCACCGGCGGCAGCCGAACGCGACCCCGCCCCCGACCUCCCCGACCGAGAUGGCCUACUCGUACAAGAAGUCGCAGCGGUACGGGACGGCCUGCAGCCCCGACUCGAGCUCGCAGAACCCGCAGGCCCCCGAACCGGCCGAACCGGGCCACGGGCCGAACCGAUCUCAGCCGCACCAUCACGGCGCCGCCGGUCCCGAGCCGAAGGAGGCGGACCACGCGGACCAGCACCAUCUGCAUCAUCAUCUGCAUCAUCUGCACCAUCACCACAACCACCACCAUCAUCUGCAGGCGCACCAUCACCCGCACCAUCAUCUGCAGCAGCCGCAUCAGCAACCGCACCAGAGCGGCUACCAUCACGAGCGGCUGCACGAGUCGCGGGAGGAGCCGACGGCCGCCGCCUCUCCCUCGCCCUCGCCCAUCGUGUACCCGGGCGAGCACCAUCCGCACCUGCACCAUCCCCAUCACCAUCUGCCGCCGCACCAUCACCACCGAACGCACUCGCCGGUGGCGUACGAGUCCCCGGUACCGAGCUACACCGCCACCAGCAGCAGCGGCAGCCUCUACUCCACCUCGAACGGGUCGGCUAGUGUGAUCAACAGCGCUUCCAGCUCCACCUACAGCCCGCCGCUGAACGGUGGCCACUACGAGAGACUGACGACCUCGUCGACCACGACAACCAUCCGCUCGGUGUCGCCGCCGCCGCCACCACCAACGCAACCGGCGCCGGCCCCAGGCUACGUGCAGCUCCAGUCGAAGGGGCAGCUACCGCUGGGCCACCCGCUAAUGCAGCCCCUAACACCGCUCACGCACAUGUCCCCGGGGCGUAUCUCGCCCCCGAGCAGCCUCAGCCCGGACGGUGGUUCGUACUCGCGCAGCGGCAGUCCCAUGUCCCCGGGCAGCCCGAACUCGCGCGGCUACCGCAGCCUGCCGUACCCGCUGCGCAAGCGCGACGGCAAGAUGCACUACGAGUGUAACGUGUGCAGCAAAACGUUCGGCCAGCUGUCCAACCUGAAGGUGCACCUGCGGACGCACUCGGGCGAGCGGCCGUUCAAGUGCAACGUCUGCACGAAAUCCUUCACCCAGCUCGCCCAUCUGCAGAAGCACCAUCUGGUGCAUACGGGCGAAAAGCCGCACCAGUGCGACAUCUGCAAGAAGCGGUUCAGCUCGACCUCGAACCUGAAGACGCACCUGCGGCUGCACAGCGGCCAGAAGCCGUACGCGUGCGACCUGUGCCCGCAGAAGUUCACCCAGUUCGUGCACCUGAAGCUGCACAAGCGGCUGCACACGAACGACCGGCCGUACGUGUGCCAGGGCUGUGAUAAGAAGUACAUCAGUGCGUCUGGGCUGCGCACGCACUGGAAGACGACCAGCUGCAAGCCGAACAAUCUCGAGGAGGAGCUAGCGAUGGCGGCGGCCGCCACCUCGGAGUGUUUGGAUAAGGACGGCCAGCCCGACGGGGAAGGUGGCCGCGAGUUCUACGAAAUGUCUCACCACGGUUCGCCGGGCGCCGUUGUCGUACAGCAGACGGCGGCCGCACUGUCACCAGCGUCGCACCACCAGCAUCACCAGCACGCCGGCCAUCACCACGGUACCGAGCAGGUCAUACACAAGGUGUCGGCCGGGAAGAUCCAGCAGCAGCAGCACCAGGGACCGUCCCCGCCGAACAGCAGCAACAACAACAGUCCCAACAGUACCAACCACAAUCUAGCGCCGUCGCCGCACCUACACUACGGUGGCCAUUUGGUGCAGUCGGGUGGCGGUGGGAAUGGUACGGCGAGCGGUGGCCCCGGCCCGGCCCAAAGCCAGCACGAACCGGCCAACCGGCCGAGCGUGAUCGAGUCGAGCCAGCCGAUGGUGAUCGAGUGCACGUAGCCGGGCGUUAUACGCCACGCAGCCGGACCGUAGCAGCAGCUGCUCCGUUCAUGAGUGAGUGAUCGAGUGAUUUGGGGUAAACAAAAGGGACACUUCUGUCGAACAAACAAAAGAGGGGAAAGAAGGAUAACAGGUCUCCGCACUCCGGUCUAUAUUUAUUGCCCUUGCGAGCGCAGAAGGAAGCGUAGCUUGUUUGUUUGUUUUUUUAAAUAUUAUACUAAUGAUCAUCACUCGCAACACUGGCGGUAUACUAUUAAGCUGUUAGGGUGUACUAAUUAAGUGGUCUUAAGCAACAAACCCCCGCCCGCACUGUAACUUAUUCCCGCUAGGCAAGAAGAUCUGUAAAUAAUGGCUGUAAUCCUGCAAGAGGAAGUGGCACCGAAUGGUGGGGGGGGGGAGGAGAAACAAAUGUUCGACCUCCCUUGGGGGAAGUUAACACGCACGCACCCUAGGUUCGAAUUUGUGAUCAAAAUUGUUUUCUUCCCGCUGAGGGUAAACUGUUUGUUUUCUGUGUUGCGUGAGGCGACAUUAGCACGUAAGGAACGGUGAUCGUUUUGUGGCUGCGGUGCAAACGCAAAUUUGCUGGCUGAUACGGCGGCUAGGAUUACGGCAACAUUUAGUAAACGAAACGCAUCAAAGAUCAAAAUUGAAGUCUGAUAGCAAUUAGGGAUAUUUAGGUUGUUUGCUCGUUUCAUAUUUGCUCGAUAUUUUCCUGCCACAAGUGUGUGUGGAGAGGAGAGGCCCAAACCAACCAGACUGACUGAUAGUUUUCCUAUGUGGGCUCGGGAGGAGGGCUGCACCGAGCGAUGGAAUGCAACCAGCGAGAGAGAGAGAGAGAGAGAGAGAGAGAGAGAGAGAGAGAGAGCGUGUUGUAACAUACAUUUGACCUGUGACCAGUGUUUGUUGCAGUCCGUUGCAUGUUCCGUUUACAUGUUGUUUGGUGUAUAUUCGUUCCCGGAAGGAAAACAGACUAGGUCUUAAGUGAGGGGAAGAGGGAGUUUAGUAGCAUAUACGAGAUAAGAAAGGGAUAGGAAGCAGAUGUUUAAAUCUAAGCAAACCUUACAAGUAAAUACCUAAACAAACAAUACAUAAAACACAACAAACAUCAGACGAAAAACACACACAUACAUAACAGAAAACACAACAACAACAGAAAACACAGAGAAGGAGGUAGGAGAUGUGAGAGUGUAAUUGAAAAUUACGAUUCACAACUUAGCUGAAGAUCGGUGCUUUUUCAAUACCAGCGCAUACCCGGAUGGAGGUUUCCUCUGCGGAUCGCGGUACUAAUACUAUUACUCAGAGUUAAGAUUUAGAAUAAUAUAUAAAAGAACGUAUAUCAAGCAGAUGAUAAAAAAAAGAACGAGAAACGAAAACAAACAACACAAAUUUAUGUAUUAAACUUUCUGGGAGAUUAAGACAAGAGAGCGAAGAAAGAACGAUGAGAGAGAGAGAAAGAGAAGGGGGAGAGUGUGUGUAAGAGGAAUGAAAAAGAAAUGAUACGAAUUAGAAAAUAAUACGUACGCUGGUGCUAAAAUUGGGAAGGAUAAAGAAGGAGGCAAGAGUCAAGACAUUUAUGUUAUUGCUAAAAGCAGUUCUGAAAAAAACAGUUUAAAAAUAAACAAUAGAACGCAGCAGAAAUGCAAACAAAUGAUAUCAAGUAGCAAACAAGUGAAGUUUAUACAAGUGAAACAAAACAACAACAAAAACAGUAGAAAAGCAACUAAAUACCAUUAACAAACGCAGAACGCUAAUCGCGCAUAGACCGCAGCCUACAGCCAAUCUAUACAGACACGCUACAACAACACGUUCAGGCGCCGGGCCCGACAGCGGAAGCAAAGCAAAAGAAAGGCAAUCAUCGCUCUGGCAUAGUGUGUGGCCAAACCUGACUCUCUGCACAGCACAGCGGCUGGCAGACAGCUAGCUAAGAUGACGAUCCUUGACAGACUGAUCGAUUCUAUUUUGUUAGCACUUUCCCCUUCCGCUUUUCUCGCGCCUCAACCGAUCUCCACCAAUUUGCUUUUUUAUUGAUGGCGUAGCUUGGAACGUUUACACGCAUACGUGGGUGUGGACCGAGCGACGCGCACAUGAGGCACACAUAGAGGCUCGUGGAGCUGCAAUUGUCACGAACCGAUCAUCCUUCAGUUCAGUGCCCUUUCAGUUUCCCCCAUCUUAAGGAACACUUUUUUUUUGUUUGUUUAAUUUGUUUUUUUUUCCGUUUGCAAUUUUGCUCGUUGAUCUUUGUUUGUGUUUUUUUUUUGUGUUUAUAGUAUAAAGAGCAGUUUUUUUGUGUCUGUCUGUUUAGCCAUUAAGUCUGCAAUAGUGGCGAUCGCGUGGGAGCACCGAUCAAAACCAUUAACAGGAUAUUUGUACAAUAAAAGCGAUGAAGGGGGCAUAGAGGGAAAAAA
Anopheles coluzzii is the source of this 6962-nucleotide messenger RNA. RefSeq lists its product as uncharacterized. NCBI's taxonomy places the organism in Eukaryota, Metazoa, Arthropoda, Insecta, Diptera, Culicidae. Gene Ontology annotation, biological process: cell fate commitment; regulation of transcription by RNA polymerase II. Gene Ontology annotation, molecular function: RNA polymerase II cis-regulatory region sequence-specific DNA binding; histone deacetylase binding; DNA-binding transcription repressor activity, RNA polymerase II-specific. Bases 1066 to 4557 code for a protein of 1163 amino acids. Gene Ontology annotation, cellular component: nucleus; cytoplasm. The transcript is spliced from 6 exons. The record is from RefSeq and is a predicted model, not a curated record.